Bombyx mandarina (wild silkworm) is the source of this 1490-nucleotide messenger RNA. Its product is annotated as cell growth-regulating nucleolar protein. Lineage: Eukaryota; Metazoa; Arthropoda; Insecta; Lepidoptera; Bombycidae. The record is from RefSeq and is a predicted model, not a curated record.
UUGCUACACAAAAAAUAGUUUGACACAUAAAAGUUUACAAAAAUAUAAAACGGUAAUCCAUAAAACUACAUACACGAGUGAAAAUAAAAUACUGAUCAUUUUUAAAUUUAAGGUUAUACAUUUUGCAUUCAAAACAAAUAGCCCCAAUCCACACGUGUUUUACAAGAAAUGGUUGUUUUUACAUGCAGUCAUUGUGGGGAGUCUGUUCAGAAGCCCAAAGUGGAAAAGCAUUAUCUCACUAAAUGUAGGAAUAAAAACCCAAAUUUGUCAUGUAUGGACUGUUUCAAAGAUUUUCUAGGAAAAGAUUAUGAAUCGCAUAUCAAGUGCAUUACUGAAGAAGAAAGAUACUCUGGAAAAGGUUUCACAGCUAAGGAGAAAAAGGGUGAGAAAAAACAAAAUGCUUGGGUCGAGAUGUUGCAGUCAGUUUUAGAUGAGCAAAAAAGUGCACCUCAAAAUGUACGUAGAAUUAUUGAGACAAUAAGCAAGCAUAACAAUACACCACGAAAGAAGCCUAAGUUUAUUAAUUUUGUCAAAAAUGUCUGUGGACAUAAAACUAAUCCAAAAGACAUUGACCAAGCUUGGGAAUUUAUUUCUGUAAAGCUUACAGAUUUAUCAAACGUAACUCAGAAUCAAAAUAAAGGCAAUAUUACAAAUGGUGAAGCUAAUAAAGAAAAUGGGGAACAGAAUAAAGAAAAUGGGGAACAGAAUAAAGAAAAUGGUGAACAGAAUAAAGAAAAUGAUGAGCAGAAUAAAGAAAAUAACUCUCAGAAUGAUGAUGCUGAUGUAAAAAAUUUUGAAAAUCCUAAUGGUAAUGAUGUCGGUGAUCUAAAAAAGCUGUCCAAAAAACAACGCAAAGAAGAGAAGAAACGUCAGAAGUAUGAAGCAGAAUUGCAUAGUGCUGAAGCUCCCCCAGUUGAGGAUGAGAUUGAAAAUGAAGGAAAAAAAGGUAAGAAAAAGAAGAACAGGACUGAAUCACAGAAUGGUGACACAGUAGAGGCAACUGAGACUAAAAAGCAGAAGAAACGUAAACGUCAAGAUACAGUUAAUAGUUUGAAUGGAGUGCCGGCUGUUGAAGUUGUCGCUGAUAACAUUGAAACUAAAGUGCCAGCAGAAAAAACCAAAAAGAAGAAGAAGAAGGAUGAGGAAGCAAAAGAAGAUGCAAGUUUGUGUCUCCACGAUCAGAAUGUUGCCAGAAUCGAAGAGGUUAAUGCUGAGAACAAUGGCAAAUUUAACUGGCACGCAGUUAUUAUGUCAGUUUUGCAGAAGAAAGAUAAUGAAGUCCCAUUUAAAAGGCUUCAGAAGAAAGUAUUAGCUGAAUAUAGUGAAGCUACUGGCCAAGAGAUUGAUGAUAGAAUUGCUGAUAAAUUUAUAAAAAAACUGAAGAGUGCUCCUAAUGUGAGGGUUGACAAAAAUAGGGUAUUGCUCAUUGAAUGAAUUUUUAUAUGGAUUUGAAACAUGAAAGAAAAUUUUACAAUUUCUAAAGACCUGUU